AAAGAAAAAUUUUUUUUUGAAAAUUGCGUAGGUUUAAUGAAGGUUUUAUUAGCAAUCAAAUCUCCUGAAAUCUAAAAUAGAACCCAAAAAAUUCAUCAUAAGCAACAAUAAAAAGUGAAUAAUUCACUUUGUUCAGAGUUAUUUCAGGUUUUGAAUAAAGGUGGUUUAAAAGCGAGGGUUGUCACGUGACAUUUUUGUCUGCAGCAUCACAUCAUCAGCUGCAUAAACAGCUGGAUUCUGUUCUGCAGACUGCUGAAAGCCUCGGUGAAGGUUUGUCUAUGAUUCUAUCAGGGAAUCGGUUCACAUCUGAAGGUCCUGACAGACUGUCAGUUCUGAUGAGUCCAGUCUGAUCUGAACCAGAACACGAAGAAAAUCUGCUUCCUGGAAAACCUGAACCUGAAGGUUGCUGGUGUUUAACCAUUAUGACACAUCCAUAACUAUUAGACGAAAAUACAACGAACGACGAAAAAAUAUUUUCCAAAAAAAAAAAAAAAACACGCAAAGGUAGAAACCUAAAAAACGAACAGGAAACAUAUUUCAGUCAGAGUGAUUCUUCUUUGAAAUAUACGAGCUUUGUUAAAGCCCGAGUGCGCAUGUGCGCUAAAGUUCCGCGGUUUCAGUCAGAGCCAUAUGUCUGCACACGGAGACGAUCUUUGCAGCCACCAUCAGCAGUUUGAAGCCGCUUUCAGCCAUUUUCCACCUGAACGCGACCCGCGUGACCGGGUCCGGGACCGAGAUCACGACCCGCGGGGGCUGCACGUGAGGACGCAGGAUGCCAGCAGCCUCCGAACCGAACCGGGACAAACAGCAGCAGUGAAGCAUCAUGGGAGUUAGCAGAUGGACAAGAGAGCUGUGGGCUGGCCAGUGACACACACAUGCACACUCAUGCACACACCAUGGAUCAAGGAUUCAGCUUAAACACUCUGAAGAAGCUGGCAGCUGAGCCAGACUACACUGACGUGUCGCUGACUGCGGUGGAGCGCGUUCGAGCGCUAACAAAGAUGGGACGCUGUGUAGAGAUAAACGAGGACAUAGCGCCCCGGCGAUACUUCCGCUCAGGGAUGGAAAUGGAGCAAAUGGCGGCGGUUUACUUGGAGGAGGGCAGCCUGGAGAACGCAUAUGUUCUUUACAACAAGUUCAUCACACUUUUUGUAGAGAAGCUGCCCAGCCACAAAGACUACCAGCAGUGUUCAGCCAUCCCUGAAAAGCAGUUCAUCAUGAAGAAACUCCAGGAGGAAGCGUUUCCUCGUAAAGAUGAACUGAAGAAACGUCUGCAGGAGAAAUACAGCUGGGAACAUGGCGAGUAUCUCAGAGCGCAGAGCCCAUCGGUGGUGGUGGAUGGAUGUGGCCAGCAGUUGCAGCAGCUCUCCCUGCUGGAUGAGGACAGGAGGCGUGUCCUUAUGCUGGAGGAGGAGAAACAGCGAGUUGCCGCCCUCCGACGCAUGCAGAUUGAGUCGGAACAGUUUCGAUACUUUGAGGACCAGCUGAAGCGCCAGGAGCUGGCCAAUAAGAAAGAAGAGGAGGCGGAGCAAAAGAUGGCAGCCAAAGUGCCUGAAGUCACAGACGGAUCCUGUCUGUCCCAUCAACCAAUCAAGAGGCGCCUAAAACCACAGGGGGCAGACCUAAAUAGGAACAGACACCCUGCUCCUGUCAGUCAACCAGCCGCCACACUGGCGAGCAUUCAUGGUCAGAGGGUGGAGGGUCUGAGGCGGGUGGUGAUUCCCAGAGAUUUGACGUUCCGUUUCCUCCAGCUUGCCGACUCCAACACAGCCAGGGGAAUAGAGACCUGCGGCGUCCUCUGUGGGCGGCUGACCCACAAUGAGUUUGUGCUGACUCAUGUUGUGGUUCCAAAACAGUCGGCCGGUCCAGAUUUUUGCGACAUGGAGAACGUGGAGGAGCUUUUCAGCUUCCAGGACCAACAGAAACUGCUGACUCUGGGUUGGAUCCAUACCCAUCCCACACAGACGGCCUUCCUCUCCAGCGUCGACCUCCACACUCACUGCUCGUAUCAGCUGAUGCUGCCAGAGGCCAUUGCCAUUGUCUGCGCCCCGAAGCACAACGAUGUGGGCAUGUUCAGGCUGACCAGCGCCGGCAUGUCUGAGGUUUCCGGCUGCAGACUCAAAGGUUUUCAUCCUCACUCCAAGGAGCCUCCUCUCUUCACGGUGUGUAAACACGUGGUUCUCAGAGACUCCAAACUCAGCCUGCUGGACCUCAGGUGACAGGCUGCAGGACAUCUGGGCUCUUCUCUUCAGAGAAAACUGUGAAGCUGCUGCCUGUCUGAGUGUGCGUCUGUGUUUCUAAUGUUUACAGGAAGUGUCAGUGUUGAGUGUUUCCUCCUGUUCACGCUGUGUUCAUGGACCUAGAAGAGACAGAGUGCCUUCUUAGAUGAAUGUUUCUGAGCCCAGUGAACUUUGACCUGGCGUCGCGUUUUAUUACAUUCCUUUGAAGAAAACUUGAAACUUUUUUAAACUGAUCAAAAGCAGUAACUUUUCUGAAGUGUCUUCAAUGAAAAGAGGGUUUAAAAUGUCAUAUGCCUCAUCCAGCAACAUCUGCAGAAACGCUGAAUCAUUCUGUGUAAACAACCGUCUCAGUUAAAACACUCCGUACCGCUUCGCACAGAAUAAACUGUUGAAUUGACCAUUUAUAAAAAAGAAAGAAAGCAGUUUGGGAUUUUUGAUGAUCGGGUGAUGCUGUGUUUGUUUAGCACCCGACACUCAAAGGUGAGGAAACGUUUGCUCAGAGGGCUUUUGAAGAACAACCCGUCCGCCUCUGAUUGUGUGGGACAGAAGCUUUUACUGUGAAAGGGUUGUUCUGCUGAAAAAAAGUUCCAGCUGAAUUUUAAAAAAAAAUCUCAGUUUUGUUGUUUUACAGACAAAACAGUUUAAAAAAAAUCUAAUUAUUAUGCAGUUGAACAUUUUGGGUGAUUUUGAGCUCAAUUUUGCAGUGAACUUGUUUUUAAUUACUGUAAAAAUGUUUAUUUCAAUGUAAAAUUGCUAAAUUUUAGGUGAAAAAUUUUCCUCAGUGAAGCUCAGUUUAAUUGCAGGAACAUUUCAUUUAAUGUACACACCAAAGCUCAGGUUAAUGUACAGUCAAACUGCUUUCAUUUCCAGUGGAACGUGAUCAGAUAUUCUGUGAAGCUCAGUUUUGUUUGCUGUGAAACAUGAGGUACUUUGCAUCCGUUUACUUUGAAGUCAGUUUUCUUUGCUGUGAAACUUGUUGAAGCUGCUGAACAGAUCAGAAGAUUCCUGUUGACUUUGGAUCUUCAAACUCUGUGACAUCCAUGAGCAGAUUUCCCAGAGUACCCAAGUUCAGGGUUUUGGGUUUCCGAACAGAUUGUGUUUCUCUGAUUUGUGAAUAAAAAGUGAUUUUGUUGAAUUCCAUUAUGAUGAAGUCUUUUCAUGUGUUUGGUUUACUAACAGUGAAAUACUCUGCAGACGUUUUUAUUCAUAAAAUGUGUGUGUAUGUUAAACUGCGUUGGCUUUUAUUUAUAUUCUGUUUACAUAAACGUAAAGCCUGCUGGUCAGCAGGGGGCGGAGCCUGCUCUGACCAGGUUUUCAUCCGACUGCUGCCUCUAUUGUCAGACCAGAUGCUUGAUGUGAAGGUUGAGUUUUUUUUGAUGGAUGCCAGCGAUCUUGGUUUGAUGUUCUUGUGUUCAGCUGUUUGCAUCUAAGCUGCUGUUUUUGAAAUAAAACCCAACUGUUGCUGCAAACUU
This is a messenger RNA of Oryzias latipes (Japanese medaka), 3712 nucleotides long. Lineage: Eukaryota; Metazoa; Chordata; Actinopteri; Beloniformes; Adrianichthyidae. The record is from RefSeq and is a predicted model, not a curated record.